Opisthorchis viverrini is the source of this 576-nucleotide messenger RNA. RefSeq lists its product as hypothetical. Bases 1 to 576 code for a protein of 191 amino acids. Lineage: Eukaryota; Metazoa; Platyhelminthes; Trematoda; Opisthorchiida; Opisthorchiidae. The transcript is spliced from 3 exons. The record is from RefSeq and is a predicted model, not a curated record.
AUGAUCCAGAUUACUAUCGAUCGCAGAGGUGACUGGAAUGCGAAUGUUGGAUCUGCAAUCUUGUAUCCAAAAGAAACUUGUGCGACCUCUGAACUUGAACUGGCCUACGAAACAUCCGGUCCCACAAGGAGCGGAAUGAAGAGUACUGAUUUAUCAGUGGUUGCUUCUGAGCUAUUUUACCAGCUGCUAACUGGGCUCAUUUUGGGUUACGACUGGUGGCUCGGCCGGAUGGUUCUAUUGGUUGGUUUGAUACCCUGCGUCCUAAUUUUUCGGUGGCCCCGGUCCUUGGAGCUACAACCAAAAAUGCAGGAAACUCCUUGCAGGCCCAUCAAAGAGGGUCACACAAUGGAACCCAGCAAGGUUAAGGACGAGGCCUCCAUGUCCGACGAGAGCAGGCUAUUUUUGACGCAAGCAACAUUGGAUUUGAGAGAUGCCGGUAGGCUGGUUGCUCGUGGCUCGUCUUUUGCGCGUCAGUUACCAGGCUGUAAGAUCCAGUUCGGCCGGGAACUGAACAAAAUUGCCGAUCUACGUAGAAAACAAGACACGUUCAAACGGCUUCACUUUGGUGCUGGCUAA